GUGUUCUAGGAGAAAAAGUAGUCAAAGAUGGCAGAAGAGGAAAAUGUCAAAGUUGCUGUUCGUGUACGGCCUUUCAAUUCUCGCGAGAAGGCGAUGGGCUCGGACAUUGAUAGUACGAUGGACGGACCGCGGACCGUACUCACGGAUCCGGACACGGGCGAGGAGAAGGAUUUCGUGUUUGACUACAGCUACUGGUCGCACGACGGUUCGGUCGAACAAGCGAACGGCUACAUCACCCCUGCCGCCGGAACACGAAUUUGCCGACAGAAAAAAGUCUAUGAUGAUCUUGGCACUGGAGUAGCGAAGAAUGCAUGGGACGGUUACAACUCGACACUGUUCGCGUACGGCCAGACGGGCUCCGGCAAGUCCUGGUCCGUCGUUGGCUACGGCAUCAACAAAGGUAUUGUGCCCAUGUUUAGCGAAGAGCUUUUCCACGGCAUAGACGAAAAGAAACAGGCUGGCAGUAAGACCCAGUUUGAGGUGAAAUUCAGCAUGCUGGAAAUCUACAGCGAGAAGGUUCGCGACCUCCUGAACCCGACGCCGAACAAGAAAAAGAGUCUGAAGAUCCGGGAGCAUCCGAAGAAGGGUUUCUAUGUUGAAGGUCUGAAGACUCAGUAUGUGGACACCUACGCAGCCAUCGAACAGCAGAUGGAGGAGGGAACGCACAACAGGACGAUAGCGGCGACAAAUAUGAACGCCACCAGCAGCCGAGCUCACACUAUUGUUGGAAUCACCUUCAUUCAGAAGUCAAAGAAUAAGGCCGGCCAGGAAACGGCAAAGAGUUCCAUCGUUAACCUCGUCGACUUGGCUGGCAGCGAGCGGGCGGAGAGCACGGGAGCGACGGGAGAUCGGCUGAAAGAGGGCGCUGCUAUCAACCAAUCGCUGUCCGCACUAGGCAACGUCAUCGCCGCGCUCGCUGACAACGCAGGUGGUAAGAAGAUGAAGGUACCUUUCCGUGACUCUGUUCUGACCAAGCUAUUAAAGAAUGCUCUGGGAGGCAACAGUAAAACCAUCAUGGUUGCUGCCAUAAGUCCAGCUGAUAUCAACUACAGCGAAACUCUAUCAACACUCCGCUAUGGUAAGCCACGAUAUGGUUUGACGAUGUCACGGAUUAACGAGGCGAGAAAGACGACGCCGAACCUGUACAACCUCAACAUGGAUGCUCAAUUGUCGGGCAUGAUCUGCCACCUGCUGGAAGUCGGCGAAAACACGAUCGGGAACAAGGGAUGUGACAUCACACUGCAGGGACCUAGCAUGCUGGAACGACACGCGAAGAUAGUGUACAGCAAUGUUCAUGAACCGCACGGCAUGUUCCGGCUGGAGCGGAUGAACACUGACGCUCGCACGCUCGUCAACGGCGAACCUCUAACGGGCGACGAAGCAGAGGAGCUCCACCACAACGACAGGGUGAUGUUUGGAACGACACAGCUGUACGUGUUUGUGAACCCGCGGCAGCGAGACGACGUUGCCGUGGCGACGACGUGGAUGAUGCCGACGUAUGAGAGCGCACAGAACGAGAUCGCUAGUCACGCGGGGCUGGCCGUUUCCACGGAAACCAAGUCACAAGAGCUGGAGGAACUGAGGAGGAAGCUGGAGGAGGAGAUGAAAGCGGAGCUGGAGGAGAACGAACGCGAGAUGGAGGAGAUGCGCAAGUCCUACGAGGAGAAGCUGAAGGCCGCUGAAGAGUCCGCAGGG
Messenger RNA from Priapulus caudatus, 1695 nucleotides. Its product is annotated as kinesin-like protein KIF28P. The transcript is spliced from 14 exons. Lineage: Eukaryota; Metazoa; Priapulida; Priapulimorpha; Priapulimorphida; Priapulidae. The record is from RefSeq and is a predicted model, not a curated record. Gene Ontology annotation, cellular component: kinesin complex; microtubule. Gene Ontology annotation, molecular function: microtubule binding; ATP hydrolysis activity; microtubule motor activity. Gene Ontology annotation, biological process: cytoskeleton-dependent intracellular transport; microtubule-based movement. The annotation marks the transcript as partial.